GUGUAUAUAUCAGAUUUUGUGGCUCCCGCUUUUCUUGAAAAUUCUUUCAUCUCUUUCAGAACAUUUUAUCAGGAACAUUGUCUGUAUACGGUGUCGUUUUGACUACAUUUAAUAUUAGCGAUUUCUAAGUACUGAAAUUCGUUUUAGCAGUACAUUGCUAAGAUUUUUAAAAUGCCUUAUGAUAAAAAAGCAGAUUUGGAAAAACAAGCUUGGGCUUGGAUACUAAAUACCACUCCAGAUGAAAUUAUUAAAAGUCAUCUUGAAUAUGCCUAUCGAAUAGGAUCUGUUAUUAAGAAGUGUAAAAAUUGCAAAAAAAAUUGUACAAGUAAUCCACGAUGUUUGACUGGAUUAGGAGAAGAAUUUUAUAUCAAAUCACAACCUGUAAAAGUUGUAACAUUAGAAAGUUCUCUAAAAGAAUUAAGAAAUCCAUCAGAGUAUGUUGGCCUAAUGAAUCUUGGUGCAACAUGUUAUGUUAAUAGUUUAAUACAAGUAUGGUUUCACAAUGAAGAUAUGAGACAAAUAAUUUUUAAAUGGAAUAUUGAAGAUGAUCCGGAUGAAAAACAAAAAAUGUUACAUGCAGAAAAAGUAAAUCAACCCUAUACUCCAGGAACUGCUGUUGGACAAUUACAGUAUAUUUUUGCCAUGAUGCAAUUUGGAAAUCAUAAAUAUCUCGAUCCAAUUAAUUUAGCAUCUGCUUUAGGUUUAGAUUUAACAACUCAACAAGAUGUACAAGAAUUUUCCAAACUUCUAUUAUGUCAUAUAGAAGGAAAAUUUCAACAAAAUACUGAAUUAACAAGUAUGUUACAGAAGUUAACCCAAGGGCAAUAUAGCUAUAUUAAUUGCUGCAAAACUUGUGGAACAGAACAUAAAACAUCAACAACAUUUUAUGAAUUAGAUCUACAAUUGGCAUCAACAUUAAGUGAAGCUAUUGAUAAAUAUUUAAUAGUAGAACAGUUGACAGGUACAAAUCAAUAUCAUUGUACUAUAUGUAAUGAUAAACAGGAUGCAACACGAUUUAUACGAUUAGAUUCUUUACCAGAUACCUUAAAUAUUCAGUUGUUGCGAUUUGUGUUUCAAAGGAUUUCUGGUCGUAAAAAAAAAUUAUCUACAUCAAUACAAUUUCCAGAGGAAUUAGAUAUGUCAGAAUAUUUAAGUUGUGUACCACGAACUCAUAUGUUUACAUUAGUGGCAGCAUUAAAUCAUAAAGGAGGAUCUGCUCAUUCAGGUCAUUUUAGUGCUAAUAUUUGUAAUUCUAAUAAAGAAUGGUUUGAAUUUAGUGAUGAUAAAGUAGAAAAAAUGCAAAGUAAUCGAAUAGAAGAUGAUACUAUUCAAGAAAAUGGAAAAGGUGGUAAACGAGGCCGCAUACCUAAAGGAUUCUUUUCAUCCAAUACAGCUUAUAUGUUAGUGUACAAAAGAUCUAAUCGAAAUAUAGAUUAUACAAAAAAAGCACUUAUAAAAAAAUUAAAUAAUUCUGCUCUUAAUGAUAUUAUUGAUUUACAAAAUCCGUCUGUAACAUUAAUAAGAGAUUCUAUGAAUAUUACUACAAAAGGAAAAAGAUUAAAAGACAAUUAUACUGAAAAAGAACAUGUACUUGAAAAAAAAUCGAAAUUUGAGAUAGAUAACCAAGCAACUGAGAAUAAUUGUUCUAAUAAAGAGAAUUCUAAUAAUGGAUCAAUUGAAGUGUAUAAAUUUGCAAAUGCUAAUGGUGAAAUCAUCUUGGAUGAUAAAUAUAAAAUAGAGCAUAUGAAAUACUCUAAUGAAAAUCUAAAUUUUAUGACAAUGAGUUGUGGUGCAAGAGAUGCUUAUGAAGAUAUUGAAUUUGAAAAAUGGGGCUUAAGUUGUAAAAUGAAAUAUUUAGUACGUCGUGAUAAUGAAGCACAUGAAUUAAGUUUAUUAGCUCAACAACAAGGAAAGCAAAAAGAAUUAGAAGAACAAAAUGAAAAACGUCAACUCGUUAUCGAUUUUUAUGAAAUGAUUUCAGUUACAAAUAUUUAUAAUGAAUAUAAAUGGGUACCAACUGAAUGGCUAUUAAAUUGGUUGAAAGGAACAAAAAAAAUGGAUCGUGAUUCACUAAAAAUAAUACAACCAGUUGAUUGUUUUAGUUUGAUGUGUCCACAUAAUAAAUUAGACCCUUUAAAAGCUAAUAAAGCCAAAUGUAUACCACUAUAUGCUGCAAAUUUAAUAUAUAAUAAAUAUGGUGGUGAAAAUGAAUUAACACAAGAAUCUUUAUGUGUGACGUGUGUAAAAAAACAAUGUAAAAAAUUACGCUUCAAAGAGCAUUUAGAAAAAGACUAUAAAGAAGUUAAUGAUAUAUUAAAAAAUAUUAAGCCAUCAUCUAGUAUUCAAGGUUGUAUUGUUGGAACAGAAUCAUUACGUUAUUGGAAGACAUUAGCAAUGAAAGAUUUUUUACGUGAUGUAGAUAAUAUUCAAUCAGAAGAAACAGAUGAAGAAGAAAACUGGAACUUUAAUGAAGAUUUGUUAUGUGAACAUAAUUCUCUUCGUGUUUUAGAUUCAAAAAGGAAAAUUGUUCCUAUUGAAGCCUGGUUAAUACUCAGAACAUAUUUUCCAAAUUGUAAUGAAUAUCCUUCAAAUGCAGUAGUCUGUUCUGUUUGUCAGGAAAACUUGGAAUUGGCAAAAAAGACAAAGGAAUUUGAUAAAGUAAAUGCAAAACUUCAAAAAGAUCAACUAAGCGAUUUAUACUAUGAAAAGAGUAGACAUAAGAUUGUAGAAUCAUUAACCUCUAAUGAACCAUGUUAUAUAAUUGAAAAAGGAUUUCUUGACACCUGGCGUUUAUUCAUUAGGUAUGCUGAAAAUUUUUCAAAAUCACCACCUGUCAAAAUUCAAAAUUCAAAAUUACUUUGUCAAAGUCAUCAUUGUUUUCUGUAUCAAGUUCAAAAUAACUGUAGCAAAGAAUAUAGCAUCGUGUCUGAGGAGGAAUGGAAAAAACUGAUGCGUUUUUAUUCAGUUGAUUAUACGAUAAAAAUGCUCAAGGUGGAUAAAUCUAAACAAUAUUAUACAGAACCAGAAACCUGUACUGGAUGCAUGUUCGACAGGUUACAACAGGAGCAAGAAAAAAAUCUGAAGUACGAAAAGGCAACAAUUUACAUAAAGCGCUUGGAAGACAAUGAAGGAAGAAGCGGCACUGAGGUAUCUGAUGGAUUAUUAGUAACAAAUAAUAGACCACUAAGAAGAGGGCGAAAGGUGAAAGGAUCACAUGAAUUAACCGUAUCAUCAGAAAAUACUUUGAAAGAAUUAAAGCUUAUGACUAUGCAUAUUUAUAAAGCAGGGCCAUAUGAUCAACAUGUAAUGCUUGGGGACCAUGAACUAACGGAUGACGAACAAACUCUCUCUACACUUGGCAUUUUACCUGGAUCUUUACUUACUUUAAGGGUUGAUAAGUCAAUAGAGAAUAGUGAUAACGAAUUUGAUGCCGUCAAUCAAGAUUAUGUGUCUCCAGAAAAAGGUUUCAAAGGAACAGAACUUGCAGGAUAAUGCUGUUUUAAAUCAAGAAUUUGUAAUUAUAAUAUGUAAAUAAAUAAAAUUAAAUAACAUAUUUUUAUAUGAAAAUCUGUAUCGCUAUUAAUGCUAAGUGCAUAGAGAUGCGAUGGAGAGAGAUAUUAAGAAAAGACUUUAAAAAAAUAUUUCAAUGUAGAUAAUGUAUGGAAAAUAUUGAAAGAAAACCAAAAACUUUCACUAAUAACUAUUCCUGUUCUGCAAACAUACCACGCAAAUGUCUUACAAGCACAUAAGUAUUAAUUAAUACAUUUAAGUACAAUUAGAUAAAAAUUUUUUAA
This is a messenger RNA of Ceratosolen solmsi marchali, 3794 nucleotides long. Its product is annotated as ubiquitin carboxyl-terminal hydrolase 48. Gene Ontology annotation, molecular function: cysteine-type deubiquitinase activity; cysteine-type endopeptidase activity. Gene Ontology annotation, cellular component: nucleus; cytosol. Gene Ontology annotation, biological process: protein deubiquitination. NCBI's taxonomy places the organism in Eukaryota, Metazoa, Arthropoda, Insecta, Hymenoptera, Agaonidae. The transcript is spliced from 18 exons. Bases 172 to 3492 code for a protein of 1106 amino acids. The record is from RefSeq and is a predicted model, not a curated record.